UAGCCGUUUUAAGAGCGUAAUUUUGCGUAUGUGUUUUGAUUUUCAAUGCAAGUUUUAUUCGCAUUUGUGUGAGUAUUACAUUUACGCUCUUGGAACCGUCUACGGAUCCAUUCGAUUCAUUCAUUCAUUGUGACUGUUUGAAAGAAGAAAGAAAUGUUGUGAAAUAACAGAUUCUCAAUAGUUUUUCUAAAUAAAAAAAAAUUGUUUUUUUGAUUAUAUUCUGUGAAUUUUAUCGAAAAUAAAUUAUCUCAAUAUAUUGUAAUCGAAAUGGAGAAAGAACAUCGUCGCAUAAUUCUAGACAAUAUAUCCGAAUUGAUUAAAUUAACCAACUAUGAAUUGCUCAUGAGAAAAUGUCUCGAUCGCAAAAUUAUGUUUCCAAUAAUGAAAUCAGAGAUUGAGAAAUUGCAGAUUGGACCAGAAACAAAGCAUAAAAUGCUGUUCGAGAAAAUUACUCAUCGAGGUCCGAAAGCGUUUCAAGGACUAGUCGAAAUAUGCAGAGGCAAUUUCGUCGAGGCUGCCCAUUUACUGCAACGUAAAUCGUCGCGUAUCCCCUUGCCCAGUUUCGAUAAUAAUGAUGAUGACGACGACGACGACGGGACCAUCAGUAUUCGAGGGAAAAGACGCGAAGGCGAAGAAAAGAAAGACAAAAGAAAAGGUCGCGAUAAACAGAAUGACGCACAAUUAUCGCCCGUUGCAAAGCCACCACCGAACGUUGAUAUAACCGAUAAGUCGGUUAGCCGUGCGGACGCUGAAAGGAAUGUGAAAUUGGAAUUAUUUACGGGUGAAGUGCAGCCAACGAAAUUAGCUAUUAGCGUCACCAAGUCAAAGAAGUACCAUACGCACAAAACGUUGGCCACCUACGACAUGAGAUCACGCCACCGAGGCGUAUUUUUCUUAGUCAAUAUUAUCAAUUUCCAUAACAAGGAGCCGAGAAACGGCGCUUCCGUCGAUCGAGACAACUUAAUUACGCUGUUUCGGGGCAUGGAAUUUAGCAUAUUUUACAACGAAGACAUUACCAGUGGGGAAUUUCACAUCCUGGUGGAUGAACUGAUAUCCUCGCCAUAUUUGAAACAGACUGAUAGCUUGGUGUUCGCUGUCCUAACGCAUGGUGAAUUCCAGAAGGGCAAGCAAUUCAUCGAAUUCACAGACGGUAGCCUGACAACCGUUCAAGACAUUCUCGAAAAAUUCAACAACAUCAACUGCAAGAAUAUGGUGGGAAAGCCGAAAAUCUUUUUAUUUCCCAUGUGUAGAGGCAACGUCUCUGACACAGGAACGGGCCACAGGAGUGCGAAAAGCAAAAAGACUGAAACGGACACCAUCAGCAUAUCGGAACAGAUGAAUAUCGGAACGUAUACGGACAUAAAAGUGUGCUACGCAACUGUUCCGGGAUUUGAGACGCAUCGCGAUCCGGACACCGGUUCGUGGUACGUGCAGACAUUCUGUGAGGUGUUCGCCGAAUAUGCGCACGAAUUCCAUUUGGACGAUUUGUUGAAAAUGAUUGGCGAUAGAACGAGUCGUAUUCGAACGGACAAAGGUGAGCUUCAGACUUCUAGUACGGAAGAGAAAGGUUUCCAUAAGAAUCUUUACUUCAAUCCGGGAUAUUAUGGAGAAGGCGUCUGAACAUUUAAAAGAAAGAAAAAAAAACUUUUUUUACGAUUUUGUACAUCUUACAUUCGAAUUAGCAAAUUAAAACGUUUUUUUAUCUCUUUUGUAUUUGAA
This is a messenger RNA of Bradysia coprophila, 1719 nucleotides long. RefSeq names its product caspase Dronc-like. Gene Ontology annotation, molecular function: cysteine-type endopeptidase activity. Gene Ontology annotation, biological process: proteolysis. NCBI's taxonomy places the organism in Eukaryota, Metazoa, Arthropoda, Insecta, Diptera, Sciaridae. The record is from RefSeq and is a predicted model, not a curated record.